AUGCACCGGUACCUCCAGCGGACUGUCCCUGUAGCAACCGUACCCCUAAACAUGUCUAGCAGCCUGAGCGCUGAAUUUACAACUGCCGACGCCGCCCCUCUUUUAGAGUCUCGGUUCUUGCACCGCCUUCGUGCGGAGCUCUAUCGAAAAGAGAGAGCUGAGGAACUGCGCGCAGACACAGCCAAGCGGGUCAUCAAAGCGGCCCUCAGUCACUGGGUGCAGGCGCGCCGGCUUCUCCACCGACAUCUUUCCCUCUACAGUAGUGUGAAGUCAGCCUGCGAGUUCAAUCCCCUUCGCGCCGCCGAGCUGGACGCGGCUCUCUGUUCCAUUCAGGCUUCGCUGCGGAUGUACGGGAGCCAUCACCUCGUCGAGGCGCGCCGCGCAAAGCUCCUUCAACAGACGGCCGUUCGUGUACUCGAGCGAGCGUGGCGGAGGACCCCGCACUACGCUGCGUCGAUUCGGCAUAUCAACGACCGACACAUGCGUGAGGUGCUGUGCCGCCAGGAGACUGUGGAGCGUCGCGAUCUGCUGUUGCGGCAUCUUCUCUUCAUGAUCCACUGCCACCAGACAUUCUUCAAUGACCCACGCAUGUGGGAUGCUGGGGUGGCAAUUCGGCGCAUCCCUCUGUACACGCAGCACGGCCUGUUGUCAACUGAGGGGUCGAGCAUGGCCUGGGGUACUGCAGUGCCCUUGUUACCAUUGCCGAGAGUCAUAGUAAACUCAGUUGCGCCGUGCGGCGACGCUGUUGCGCAGGAGGAGCAGGCGACUGCAUCACCGCGGCGACCGGAGACGUCACCGCUCUCUGCGACUGACAACGCCAACGGAAGCACCAGUGCCUGGGGCUCACCAGUGCAAUCGCGCCCGAGCCUUUUAGCAAACAUCGGUAGCAGCUCGUAUGCUGGCAAAGAGGAGGGCGACGGCCGUCUUGACAUCGAUGAAGCUCUGCGCCUGUGCGAGUACCGCCUCGUGUUUUCGCCGGAGGAGCGGCAGCUUCUCGAGGAAGUGAAGGCGUCGUUACUAUACCCUACCUCGCCCCUCUUCAGCAGCGAUGCAGAGGUGCGACGUGCAGCACACGCCACCGCUGGACUGAUGAAGAGUGACAUGGGUGCACUUGCCGCGUCUCCGGGCGAGCUACAGGUGGCCUCGGCUGAGUCUGCAGUCAAUACUGACAGUUCGCUGAGCUACGCCGCAGCCUUCGCGUCGGCCUUGACGUUUAUCCGACGGCCGCGUAUUUUCGAUGCGAGUCGGCGGUGCACUGUGCAGCACCUACGCGACAUCCGCAGUAAUACUCUGGAGAUGCAGCAGCAGCUGCGCGCGCACGGCUACGUCUCUGCCGCGCUCGUGGCACCGUUUCUGAGAUUUGGACUCCACUACCAAGGGCUAGCACGAGGGGACACCGACUUGUCCUGCUUUACCACCACUGCAGGCAUGAGAACGUGCAGGCCGCUGGUGGCCGGCCGCGUCGCGUGCGCUGCGACUGAGCUGCGUCGGUGCCUCGUAGGAGCGGUGCAAGGCCUCGGCGGCACGGCCGACUCUGUGCUGCCUGUGGUAUUGGAGGAGCAAAAGUGUCGUCUUCAGGCUGUCGCGCGCAUGGCGCGUCAGAGGCCACUACUGAAGGGCAUGGCCACGUCAACGCCGUCGGAGCUGCGCGCAGCUCCGACGGCGGGACUCAUGCGCGACGGUUUCGCGAAUCCUGCGACUGAGGCGCUCUGCAAUGGUCCUGCGAAGCAUACGCAGCGCCUAGGCGUUGCCGAUCUCGCGCGCGCGUCGUCACACACGGCGUCACGGCGGGGGAGCGCGGUGACCAUCGCCCUGGUUGCCGAGGGGAGUCGGCGGCUGACGACCAGUACAGAUGUCGUCGGCCCCUACUGGCGAGAGUUUCUCUUCGCCAAGGGAGUCGAUGCGUUUGUGACCGCCGCUCGCAAGCAGGGCGAGGCGCCUGGUAAAGCCGAUGCGGCGUACCAGACUGACGCCUCGUCGCUGUCACCACCACUGCCGAAGCGGGUGCGACGCGGUCUCGAAUCGCGCCUUCUCCCUGGUGCCUCAUCGUUUCUCUUACGGGAUUUCACGCCGUCGUUAAUGCGAUGCCACCCACCCAUUCGCGCUGGUCCGCCGCCUCACGAUGCCGCCACCGGUGCUGUUGCUCUUGCCAUCGUGCCUGCAGGAACCUCGUCGUCUUUGCUGUCGAUGCCCACGUCCACAAUGACGCAUCCCGCGGAAUGGUGGGAUGCCAUGGAGCGGUUGCUCCUGCAAGAGUACACGGACCGCACAGAGCUCUUGAGAAAUGAGGCAGUGCAGCACAGCUCCAUCGAUGCACUGCGUCGCAUGACCCCUCCAUCUGUGUAUGAGUCUGUCGCGGGGGCAUAG
Molecule: messenger RNA, 2367 nt
Organism: Leishmania braziliensis MHOM/BR/75/M2904
Lineage: Eukaryota; Euglenozoa; Kinetoplastea; Trypanosomatida; Trypanosomatidae
Exons: 1
Coding region: 1-2367 (788 amino acids)
Source: RefSeq, a predicted model, not a curated record